This is a messenger RNA of Fusarium proliferatum ET1, 183 nucleotides long. RefSeq lists its product as uncharacterized. Bases 1 to 183 code for a protein of 60 amino acids. Lineage: Eukaryota; Fungi; Ascomycota; Sordariomycetes; Hypocreales; Nectriaceae. The transcript has a single exon. The record is from RefSeq and is a predicted model, not a curated record.
AUGACGUGCCCUCUCUCGCUUGUAAUACCUAUAGAGAUUGAGUUAUGUCUACAUGAGAUCCGUGCUGCGAGAGCCGGUGUCGAGAAUACCACAUACAAAUACCGACUACAAACGGAUACUGUUUUAUUGUUACUAGAGUUUUAUUAUACCCACUUGGAAGAAGAAAAUUCCUUUUCUCCGUGA